UGAGCUGGGAGGGACCAUGACAAGACACUCCGGGGGGGUAGCAGUUCCACAUUGGGUUGCGCAGCUUUGCAGGUGUGACAGCGAGGAGACUGGACCUGUGGGUGAUCCGCCGUCAUCCCCCCCCCUGCACUCCUGUCUGUUAGGAGCGGCCGCUGUGUGAGGAGCCCGCUGCCAGUCACUUGUGUCAGGAGCUCUGGCCAGUGCGCCUCUCAGCUAUGCUUCAUUUCAUUCAGGCUGUGCAGUCAUAAAGUUGUACUGAAAAUUUCAAGGGUACUUAUGUCAUGAUGAAUGUUAUUUAAUAAUUAAAAUAAAACAACAUGACUUUAGAACCGGGUUCUGAUUCUGCGUCCAAACAAGACCAAGAGAAAGACCAGAAAGGGACAGGUGGAACACAGUCAGGGCAACAGCCUGGAGAAGACCAUCAGAACGCAUUAGAACAAUUCCCGGCUGCGGCUGCACAUAGUACACCCUUAAAAAGUGAAAAGAACGCAGACAAAGACUGGGAUAAAGAGGCUGCUGCUGCAAAACAACUUGAAUAUCAACAGCUUGAAGACGACAAAGUCUCUCAGAGAUCUGUUUCCAGCAAGCUUUCCAAAUCUCCUCUGAAAUCUGCUAAAAGACCUAAAAACAUGCAAGCUAAAGUGAUACUUCUUGAUGGCUCUGAAUACACGUGUGAGGUGGAGAAACGGUCAAGAGGUCAAGUUCUCUUCGAUAAAGUGUGUGAACAUUUAAACCUUUUGGAAAAAGACUAUUUUGGCCUAGUGUACAGAGACUUGGAAAAUCAAAAGAACUGGUUGGAUCCCGCUAAAGAAAUCAAGAAACAAACACGAAAUGGUUCUUGGCAGUUCUCCUUUAAUGUAAAGUUCUACCCACCCGAUCCUUCCCAGCUUUCAGAAGACAUAACCAGGUACUAUCUGUGCUUGCAGUUACGAGAUGACAUUGUAUCCGGGCGUCUCCCUUGUUCCUUUGUGACACUGGCUCUCCUGGGAUCUUACACUGUGCAGUCAGAACUUGGAGACUAUGAACCUGAUGAGUAUAGUGGUGACUAUGUCAGUGAAUUUCGCUUUGCACCAAACCAGACAAGAGAACUGGAAGACAAAGUUGUUGAUCUGCACAAAAGUUAUAGAGGAAUGACUCCUGCUGAAGCUGAAAUGCACUUCCUGGAAAAUGCCAAAAAAUUGUCAAUGUAUGGGGUGGAUCUACAUCAUGCUAAGGAUUCUGAAGGAGUAGAAAUUAUGUUGGGUGUUUGUGCCAGUGGUCUGUUGAUAUAUCGAGAUAGAUUACGGAUAAAUCGGUUUGCUUGGCCAAAAGUCCUGAAAAUUUCAUAUAAAAGGAAUAAUUUUUACAUCAAGAUCCGCCCAGGCGAGUUUGAACAAUUUGAAAGCACCAUUGGUUUCAAGUUGCCAAACCACCGGGCUGCCAAACGCUUAUGGAAAGUGUGUGUGGAACAUCAUACUUUCUUUAGGCUGCUGUUACCAGAGGCACCUCCCAAAAAGUUCCUAACCUUAGGGUCAAAGUUCCGCUACAGUGGGAGGACGCAAGCUCAGACGAGACGAGCAAGUGCACUGAUUGACAGGCCUGCACCCUAUUUUGAACGCUCUUCUAGCAAACGUUAUACCAUGUCCCGGAGCUUAGAUGGAGCAUCAGUGAAUGAAAACCAUGACAUGUAUAUGAAGGAUUCUGUGUCUGCCACAGAGGUGGGCACCGGCCCAUACAUCACCACAAAGGGUGCAUCCCAAACCAACUUGAUUGCAUCGGCAACCCCCGAGAAAAAGGUUGAGGAAGAGAAAAAAGAGGAGGAGGAAGAACAACGCAAGAAAGUCGAAGUUGUCACGACUGUCACUACUACAAUACGUCAUGAUGCAAAGACUGACAGUGAACAGACGGAUACAGCAGCUGAUGGGGAAACCACGGCCACUGAGAAUAGUCUCAUUAAGCGAAUAAAGGGUGAAAAUGUAUAUGUCAAACAUAGUAAUCUUAUGUUAGAGGAGUUUGAUAGAGACCAGGAAGAAUUAAUGAAACAUCAAACGAACAUUAGUGAGCUGAAAAGGACAUUUUUGGAAACAUCAACAGAUACAGCAGCCGCUAGCGAAUGGGAGAAACGGCUGUCUUCUUCUCCAGUCCGACUUGCAGUGAGACAGGAAGAAGCUCCUAUGAUUGAACCACUUGUGCCUGAAGAGCAGACCAAAGAAGAAAAAGAAGAAGUAGAAAGACGUGCUUCUUUGGAAAAGACAAGCUAUUCAAUGUUAGAAUCUCAGCCAGGGGACAUAGUGAAGAAACUUCGGGAAGCGAGAGCCACCAGCCCUGUGGCUACUUCUCAUCAAAUCAUUAUGCAGAAAACUAUCCCAUCAUCCCCAGAGGGCACUGAGGAUUGGGUUAUUGUAGACAAAGUACCCACUAAGGUAGUUGAUGGUGAAACAAAAAGCAUUAUGACUUACAAGGUGACAACUGUGAGCACUGAGAAACCAGCUGGAACAUUUAAAACCAGUCCAAUCGGAACUCAGAGUCUGGAUGCCUUAAAAAUGGAAAUUAGAGCAAGAGAAGAGGAAAACAGACAGAAAAUGUAUGCAUUAGGAAAAACCUAUGAUGCAGUAUCUGGUAAGAUUGUAACAAUGACUAGUAAAGGUAAAGAAGGUGACAAGGUGUCACAGCCUUCCUCUCUUGAAGUCAUCCAACAAGUAGAGAAAGACAUUUCUGAAACUGUGAAACGAAGUCCAGCUGUAGGUGAAUUUGAGAUCUUAGAAUCCAUAAGCGAUGACAAGGGUAGGAAAACCCAGGAGGGAUUAACCAUAAAGAGAAGAGUAUCAGAGUCACUCACUCCCAUUAAAGAGUCAGACUCUCAGCUGGCAAGUCCAAUUGAAGAUGGCCUAACAAAGGUACAGGACACUGGAGUGAAGAUACUUGAAAGUGUGAUCACCGAGAAGACUGUAGGAUAUCCUGAAUAUGAAGUCAUCAAAACAGAGGCUCCAGACUGGAAAGAGAAGAAACUGUCUGAUUGGAGAUACACAAGAGACCAGCCGUUUACCAUUGCUACUGCUCACUAUGUCACAGAAUCGUCAGCAUCCAAAGUGGUGACCAAACAGUCCUCUGGUGACAAACUCAUGGAUGGUUCUGAUAUCUACAGUUUAUUAGAGUCUACAAGAAAGCCAUCUGAGUUCAUAGGAGAGGUUACAACUACUUCACAAAACUGGGCUCAGAAAAUUGAAAGAAACACAGAAUGGGAGACAAGUGGUAUAAUAACUGAAAAGGAGGACACUGCGCAAAGAACAAAAGAGAAGGUUGUGCAGGGAAUAAUCGGUUUGGAGGAAACGGGGGAUAUGCAUGCAGUGGGGGAUGCAGCUCAUCUGACUGCAGAGCAGGCAAGCACAAUCAUUGCUUCUGGCUUGAAAGGGAGUGAGGGUACUGCAUUAACAGAGGAAGCUGCUAAAGAGGAAGAUGAGGUUGCUGAUGGUUCUGUUGCUAGCUAUGCUCAAGAGGAGCAGCAUGGCAAAACGACUCAUGAUGCAGCAUUGUUGGAUGGCAAGCCUCUUGAGGAGUCUCCCCUUGUGAAAACAGAGAUUAUCACUUUUGGCACUAUUGCAGAAGGAGAGAAGCCUGACGUGUCUACUAAGGAUGUACCUGUAAUACAUACAGAAACAAAAACCAUAACAUAUGAAUCCUCAGAGAUGGUAUCCCGUCCUGAUACAGAUCCUGGUGUAUUAAUGAGCGCUCAGACAAUUACUUCAGAAACUCUUGGCACUACAACUACAACACACAUUACCAAAACUGUGAAAGGAGGCAUUUCAGAGACCAGAAUUGAAAAGCGGAUAGUGAUUACAGGAGAUGCUGACAUUGACCAUGAUCAGGCGCUGGCUCAGGCAAUUAAAGAGGCCAAAGAGCAGCACCCUGACAUGUCAGUGACCAAAGUAGUGGUACAUAAAGAGACAGAGAUCACACCUGAAGAUGGGGAGGACUGACUAAAGGAAUAAUGGAGCUUGAAAACAAGCUCAGUCGUGUACCCCAUUAGGAAUAUGAGCACCUCUGUGGAGCAACAGACAGAACCUGGCUGACUUCUGUCUGAGGAAAUUACAGCCCUGAAGGAUUUAGCUUGACCAUUUAUGAAGUCAUCGGCAGACAUAUCUUCCCAUUAAAAGCAAUGCAAUUCAGCAUAUUUAAAUCAGUAUUGCAUGAUGCAAAUAUUAAAAGGCAGCAAUUUUUUUCUUUUCUGUUUCCAGUUAUAUCUGCACGUACACGCUCACCACAAUGUUAGACUAUGUGAACUUAAAGUACUAUAUAUAUAUAUAUAUAUAUAUAUAUAUAUAUACAGCCCAUGCCUUCUUCUGAACAAAGCCUCAUUCGUUAGGUGGUAAGCCUUUGUUUACAAAAAGAAAAAUGCAUUACCGCAAGCCCCUAGAAGCUGGAUAGCGUUAUACCACACCUUAUACGUGCCAAUGACACACCUUUCAGUACACCACUUCUGUUUUACUAGGUUUUAUUACUUUUACGGAUUAAAAGGAGACCCCCUUGAAUCUUGUGAGACUAUUUAACUUCUGAUGACGUGUGCUUUGUACAUCCUAUCUAAUUACACAUGAGGUAGUCAUUCUUUUAGUUUUAACUUGAAAUCAAGAUUAUUUUUUUUCAUGUCAGCAUUGUUCUUAAGUUGAACCCUGCUGAUUGGCAGUCAGCAUUGACAUUCUUUACUGUGUACAUGAUGUGUACUUCCUUGAGAGAACAUGUGUUUACUUAGGUUUAUUACACAUUUGACAUCACACUGUUGUUUUCUUGUGUGUUCUUAAUGUCAGUUUUUUUUUUCUUUGCAUUAUCACUGAAAACUGCUUCAUCGACUCUGCUUCUGAUAACCAGUAGAGAGCUAAGCCUUAACCUGUACAGAGUCCCUACCGUAUAUAUAUUGUUCCAAACCCUGCAAAUAAUUCCAUCCUGCCGUCUACUGUGUCACAACUCUUCUUGAAUGUCUGUUAUAGUGAAAUAAAAAUGUAUUGGCCUUGUUCAGAAAACAAAAUAAUCUGCUCUAAUUUGCACCAGCCAUGGUUUCCAGGCAAAAUAUAUUACACAAUGAAAUUGGAAAUCUCUUAGAAAUUCAAAAUCAGUUUUGCCACUAAUCAAAAUAAAGAACUUAUCAUGCUGUUAUGUUAAUUGAACUUAUGAUUGCUUCUGAAUCUUCACAUUUCCAUUUUUUCUUUAUUUUUUGUUUUGCCAAUAAAUGCUGUACAUCACACCUUUAA
Bufo bufo (common toad) is the source of this 5222-nucleotide messenger RNA. It is a transcript of the gene EPB41L3, whose product is annotated as erythrocyte membrane protein band 4.1 like 3. Gene Ontology annotation, cellular component: cytoskeleton; plasma membrane. Gene Ontology annotation, molecular function: structural molecule activity; actin binding. NCBI's taxonomy places the organism in Eukaryota, Metazoa, Chordata, Amphibia, Anura, Bufonidae. The coding region runs from base 318 to 3956 and encodes 1212 amino acids. The record is from RefSeq and is a predicted model, not a curated record. The transcript has 26 exons. Gene Ontology annotation, biological process: cortical actin cytoskeleton organization.